AUGGCAGACACAGCCAGAAGAAAUCAAACGGCCAUCACAGAGUUCAUCCUCCUGGGACUGGGGGAGCUCCCUGACCUGCAAAUUCUUCUCUUCCUGAUGUUGCUAUUUAUCUACUUCGCAACAGUGGCCGGGAACAUCCUCAUCAUUGUAUUAGUUGUGACUGAUCAGCACCUUCAAACUCCCAUGUACUUUUUCCUGGGGAACUUGUCCUGCUUAGAGACCUGCUACACCUCCACCAUCCUAUCCAGGUUACUGGCCAGUCUCCUGACUGGGGACAAAACCAUCUCAUUCAGUGGCUGUUUCACACAACUGUAUUUCUUUGCUUCUCUGGCAUGUACAGAAUGCUAUCUCCUAGCAGCAAUGUCUUAUGAUAGGUAUUUAGCGAUAUGUAAACCCCUGCACUAUUCAACUCUUAUGAAUAGCAAGUUUUGCCUCCAGUUGGCUGCUGGAUCAUGGUUAAAUGGUUGUUUGGCUACUGCUAUCUUUAUAUUAUUCAUGUUACAGUUAAAAUUCUGUGCCCUGAAUGAAAUUGACCAUUUCUAUUGUGAAUCCAUCCCAUUGAUAAAAGUCUCCUGCAGUGACACACACCUGAUCAUAUUGCUUGAUUUCAUUCUAGCCUGUGUAUUCACUCUGCCUCCAUUCCUACUAACCCUGACAUCCUAUGUGUGUGUCAUUGUCACCAUCCUGAGAAUCCCUUCCACCAUCGGGAGGCUGACGGCAUUUUCCACCUGCUCCUCUCACCUCAUUGUUGUGACAAUUUUUUAUGGAACCAUAAUGAUUGUGUACAUGCUGCCAAAACGCAAUACACUGGGAGACCUGAACGAAGUGCUCUCUCUUUGCUACACAGUCCUGACUCCCCUGGUAAACCCCCUCAUCUACAGCCUGAGAAACAGAGAGGUCAAGGAAGCCUUGUGGAAAGCAGUCAGCAAAUGUGACUUUCACAAAAACAUGCAGAGACUCUGA
This is a messenger RNA of Gopherus flavomarginatus (Mexican gopher tortoise), 963 nucleotides long. Its product is annotated as olfactory receptor 2AP1-like. Bases 1 to 963 code for a protein of 320 amino acids. The transcript has a single exon. Gene Ontology annotation, molecular function: olfactory receptor activity; G protein-coupled receptor activity. Gene Ontology annotation, cellular component: membrane. Gene Ontology annotation, biological process: G protein-coupled receptor signaling pathway. NCBI's taxonomy places the organism in Eukaryota, Metazoa, Chordata, Testudines, Testudinidae. The record is from RefSeq and is a predicted model, not a curated record.